AUGGCUCAGAUAACCAUCGUUGGGGCCGGGAUUAUUGGUAUGGCAACUGCCUCCAUCCUCUCACGAAACCAUAAAGUCACAAUAGUUGCGAAAAACCUCCCCGGUGACGAGCCUACAAUUGAGUGGACCAGCCCAUGGGCCGGUGUCAGCUUUAUCGCUGGAGGUUGCGCUUCUGCUCACGAAGCCAAAAUGCAACUCGAUGCAUUUGCUGAGCUGUGGCGCUGGAGUAUUGCUUACCCAGACUCGAGCAUUAAACAGAUUACCAUUGACGACUUUCACGACGACAAAACAGAGGAGGAUAUUUGGUGGAAGGACUACAUGCCGGAGUUCCGCUUCCUUCCACCAGAGACCUUUCCCCAAGGCGCAAAGAUUGGAACUUCCUACAAAUCUCUCAUUCUCCGGCCUGACAUCUUCCUCCCUUGGUUCAGGAACAAGCUAGAAAAGUCGGGGGUACAUUUUAAACGGAUGGAACUCAAGUCUUUGUCAGACGCCCGUGGACUCGGUCAUGAUAUCUUGAUUAAUGCAACUGGAUUUGGGUCAGUCACGCUGCAGGAUGUUCAGGAUCAAGAUCUCGAGAUGGUCCGAGGCCAGACUGUCGUUGUGAAGAGCAGCUACAAUAAACUGUUCAUGCAUGAUACGGGCGAAACAUACACCUAUGCCAUCCCACGCUUAGACGGGACGGUAGUGUUAGGUGGCACAAGGCAAAGGGAUUCAGUCUCUCCUAACGUGGACUGGGACCUUGUCCGGGAUAUUUUCAAAAGGAUCAAUCAGCAUUUGCCGCAACACUUCUCAGCAAACCCGAUGGACAAUAAUAUAAUUGGACAUAAUGUGGGUCUUCGCCCGUCCCGAAAGUCUGGUGUCCGCAUUGAAAAGGAGCUGCGCGACGGCCAAAAGAUAGUUCAUGCAUACGGUGUUGCGGGAGGUGGUUACAUAUUCAGCUUUGGAAUUGCACGCGCAGUCAGGGAUCUCGUGGAGGAAUUCCUGUUUCCUUCCCCGGAAGCUAAGCUGUAA
Aspergillus caelatus is the source of this 1011-nucleotide messenger RNA. Its product is annotated as FAD-dependent oxidoreductase. The coding region runs from base 1 to 1011 and encodes 336 amino acids. NCBI's taxonomy places the organism in Eukaryota, Fungi, Ascomycota, Eurotiomycetes, Eurotiales, Aspergillaceae. The transcript has 7 exons. Gene Ontology annotation, molecular function: FAD binding; D-amino-acid oxidase activity. The record is from RefSeq and is a predicted model, not a curated record.